UAAACAGCGGAAACAGACACCUGAUUCAAAGCAAAUUUCCUACCAAAACCACAUUCUCACCGAGCUCUGUGAAUACUCAGCCUGUGAGUCCCUGAAGAGAUGCAACAAGUCGUUCACUUUAUCAGGGCCAUCAGGAGAAGUGUAUUAGCUGUAGACUGCUGUUCAAACAGUUUUGAUUUGUCUUGUUUGAUAUGGUUCAUCUUGAAGGGGGUGGUGGUGGUUACCUGCCUCACUAAUCUCCUCAGCAGCUUUUAUCAUGGAAAUCUUUCUCAGUAAACAAGCGGCGGGUGAGAAUCGUCUGGUGUUGAGGGGAGAACGGCUGUUUAAGCCGCUGAAAGGUGUGCCAUUAACACGGCAAUCGGCCAGAAAUCCGUCUGACUUUGAAGCAGGAGAGACUUUGGUGGGGAAAAAAGGGAUGAUGGGAAAUGUUGCUUUUCACACAAACUUUAGAGAAAGGUUGAAAUGAAGACUCCUCCACUUGAACUGAUAUGAAGGGUCAGAUCAAUAAUCCAUAGCAGGGUUGACUAAUUGAGCCAUAUGCAGCCUUUUAAGAAAGCAUUUUUUUAUUAUAUAUAAUGAGCUUCAAAUGUGCUUUUGUGUGAAUUCUCUCAGCUGAGGGUUCAUUUUUUUGACCAAAGACAAUAUUUGACAAAGAAAUGUGUGCAAGCUUUGGGGUCACAGAGGGAGCUCCUCUGGAGAACCAUCAGUGGAGUGUUUACAAAGUAGGAUGCAUCUGUGAGCGUGAUGGGAUGAAACAGAAGGCUGUCUCUCUGUGAUCCGGAGGAUCCCCUGCCCCUCCCCUGCCGAUCGAAUCUGAUAAAAAGGGCUGCUCUGGGUGCGUCAUGGCCACAAGGAGGGGAGUGCGUCUCCACUCUCUGAUUGGCCCGCCUCCACGCAGCUCGGCCUUUAUUCUGAAGCCCCCAUAUUGCCGAGCUCUCAACCCAAAACACACCAUGAUGUCACGGGCGGGCACAGGACGGACGCAGCGGGUUCAAGGCGUUUGAGAAAGAAGGUCUUGACCCCGAUUUAGAAACGGAUACUGGAAGGGGGGGAGGGCGGAUCACCCGUCUUCGUGGAAGCUCCAACAAGAGGCUGUUAAAAAGGGAAACCAGCUUUCAAGAGGUUUUUUUUUUUUAUUAGAUUUCUACAUCUCUUCUGAAAGAACAAAAAAGAAAAAGAAAGAAAUACAUUUCUUUAAUUGGGACCAAAAACGCCUAUAAUUAACCUGAGAAAGGCAGAAGACCCAGAUAUGCUCGGCAGUGAAGGAGAAAACAGCUCCUACUCUAAAGAGUCGGCGGACGCGAGGCGCAAGUCUCCAGCCGCGGACGCAGAGGAACCGAGCAACAGGUACGCAGAGCACGGGAUGGACUCCGAGCGCUACUACGCUCCUGCCACCACCUCCAAGCAGAGCCCCGAGGCGGCGAACCCCUGCUCCUUCAUCCCCUACACCCCCGGAGGAAGCAUGUACGGCCCGUCGAACGCCGGCAGGUACUCGUCGUCGCUCCACCUGGGCUCCGUGCUGCCUCCGGCCGGGUUCUCCUCGUCCUCCGGCGGGCGCAGUCACUUCGGGCCGUCCUACCAGCUUGGGCAGAGUCCCGGCUGCAUCUAUCACCCGUACACCGGCUCCGGAACCGCUCUCAGCAACGUCACGCUGCCCGGCGGCGGCCCCGGGGCCAGGGCCCAGGUCUACCUCUGCAACCGGCCGCUGUGGCUCAAGUUCCACCGGCACCAGACGGAGAUGAUCAUCACCAAGCAGGGCAGGCGGAUGUUUCCUUUCCUCAGCUAUAACAUCACCGGUCUGAACGUGACUGCGCACUAUAACGUGUUUGUGGAGGUGGUUCUGGCCGAUCCAAACCACUGGAGGUUUCAGGGGGGCAAAUGGGUCACCUGUGGGAAGGCGGACAACAGCAGCCAAGGGAACAAAGUCUACAUCCACCCAGAAUCUCCGAACACAGGGGCCCACUGGAUGAGACAAGAAAUCUCCUUUAGCAAACUCAAACUGACUAACAACAAAGGGACCAGCCACAGCACAGCCCAGAUGAUUGUUUUGCAAUCGCUGCAUAAAUACCAGCCCCGGCUGCACAUUGUGGAGGUGACGGAGGACGGAAUCGAAGACAUCACCAGUGACCUGAAGACCCAGUGCUUCACCUUUCCUGAGACCCAGUUUAUAGCCGUCACUGCGUACCAGAACACCGAUAUUACACAGCUGAAAAUUGAUCACAACCCUUUUGCCAAAGGAUUUAGAGACAAUUAUGACUCGAUGUACACAGCUCCAGAGACAGACCGCCUCACCCCAUCUCCAACGGACUCACCCCGUGCCCACCAGAUUGUCCCUGGCACCCGCUACACAAUGCAGCCCCUCUUCCAAGACCAGUUUGUCAACAAUCUCCCCCAAAACCGCUUCUACAACUGUGAGAGAGCGGUCCCGCAAACCAACAGCCUUCUUUCUUCACAAACGGAGGAAGGCGCGUCGCAGAGGUGGUUUGUGACCUCCAUGCAACAGAGCGGAAGCGCUGCCAGCAACAAGCUCGAUCUCGCCCCCUAUGACGGGGACUACUCAAACUCCCUGUACCCGUACGGUAUCAAAUCACUGUCCAUGCAGACCUCGCAUGCGCUAAGCUACUAUCCAGACUCUCCUUUCACCACCAUGUCUGCAGGGUGGAGCACGAGAGCAGCGUACCAAAGAAAAGUCACCCCCAGUCUGCCGUGGUCUCCCAGACCUAGCCCUACUGCAAGUUUCCCAGAGGACUCAGACAAAGUCAAAGCGCACACAGAUGAGGAGGUGAACGGCAGUGAGGCCCUAAUCAGCUCUUGGACUGAGAGCCACCCUACAGCCGUCUCGCCAGACAAGACUGGUUCAUAUUCCAUGACUUGCAAACGACGGCGGUUGUCCCUUAAUGGCACGAGCACCGAGGACUCAGGCACCAAGUGUGGGGACCUAGUGUCUCCUGCCACCAACACUUCUUACAGUAAAGAAACCCCUCCAUCCAAAGGAAUGACAACUUACUAUCCCUUUUAUAGCAACCCAUGAGUUUUACUGCAGAGAAGGGCCUCACGCCGUGAAUUAUUCAUUCCCUACCAUUUUAGUUUUUGAAAUCUAAGGAACCUGUUGUUCCAUUUUUCUUUUGGAAAACAAGAGGUCAGCGUAUGACAUAAAAUACCCACACAUUUUCAAGAUGGAUGUGACCUUGUGACCUUGGGGAAAAGUGUUUUAUUAUUUUUUCUUUUGUUUUUGCCUGUAGCAUUUGUGGUACCUUCAUUAUAAAGAAAACAUGUUUUAUCGUCACACACACGUAUGCAUCUACUUUGACAGUGAGAUUAUGUGUUUACAGAUUAUUUAUUGAUGGGCUGUUCUUUAUGAAAUGUGUGCACUCUUGUAAGAUGAAAAAUAUGCUGUAUUUAACUUCUCUGCAGAGGUCAAAUGUUUGAUAAUAAAAAGCUUAUGUGUUCAAUUUUA
Molecule: messenger RNA, 3457 nt
Organism: Oryzias melastigma (Indian medaka)
Lineage: Eukaryota; Metazoa; Chordata; Actinopteri; Beloniformes; Adrianichthyidae
Product: eomesodermin
Exons: 7
Coding region: 1250-3031 (593 amino acids)
Biological process (GO): CD8-positive, alpha-beta T cell differentiation involved in immune response; regulation of transcription by RNA polymerase II; mesoderm formation
Cellular component (GO): nucleus
Molecular function (GO): RNA polymerase II cis-regulatory region sequence-specific DNA binding; DNA-binding transcription factor activity, RNA polymerase II-specific
Source: RefSeq, a predicted model, not a curated record